AUGCAGGCCCCUUCGGCCUCCUCACAGCGAGGCUUUGCCCGGCGACGCUCUCCCGCCGGCGACCUCGGACCUCCGCCCAAUGUGCGGCCCAACUCGCCUGGCCCGGCAAUGCAGUCACGUCCAUCCGCGGCCACGUCUCGGCCAGCUCACCCGGCCAGCUCAAGACGCUCGAACCGCGAAUCCCCCGGCAACAGCGCCAACUUACCUCUGUCGCAAAUCGAAAAGAGCGUCACCCACCUUCUUGUCGCCACAAAACAGCUGCUCGAAACCCUGACGCAGUGGUCCCGCGGUCAGGCGACCGAUUCCCAAGUCUCCGACGUCUACGUUCGACUGGGCUACGAGUUCAAUAUGGCCUGCCGCGCCUUUGCCGCCAUAAACGUCGACACGUCCGACCUGGGCAACGUCCCUGAAUCGCUGCGACACAUUCUCGAGGCCACUCUGAGCCAGGAGGCGAGCGCAGAGAGUCUGGAAAAGUACCUGCCCAGAAUCCGAGACAUCAUAAUUAGUCUGCUCCACGGCCUGAAGCGCAAGCAGCAGAGGCUACGGCAGAAGCAGCAGGGACGCGAUCGCGAGGGCAAUCCCCUCCCGGAGAGGACCACCAGUGUGAGCACUGUCAAUAGUGUCAAUAGCGGCCUGACCAACUUGCUCGAGGAAGGGCUGGAGAACGGUUAUCGGCCGGAAGCUCAGCGCGGAGAUGCUACGCAGCAAGCCGCCGCCCAGCCAUCCCCAAGUCGUCGAUUUCAAGCGCAGCGAGACGCUUCCCGCGGUUCAGCAACCUCGGAACAAUCGUCGCUGUCCAGCAACACAAUGCAGAAUAUCCCCGUCAUGCCACCCUACCCAGCAGAUGGCUCGACCAUGCCCUCCGCGUCGUCGGCCAGCGAACUGAACAUCGACGCAUUCCCCCCUCCUCCACCACCGCCUCCAGACAACCAAUCCAGCGCCCUGGCAGCCUUGCAAAAAGGUGGCGAUCUCGAGCGACGGGCCUCUCGACGAUACUCGCAGUACCAGAUAUCCAAGCAUCUUGGCGGCGCGGCCAAUGGCGUGCCCCUCCUCCCUUCCCAGAACUCUCCCAUACCAAACAGGGGCAGAAGGGAAGUGAGGGAGUCGUUGCGCGCCGUGCAGUCCCGAGAAUCCGCUCACCACAACCGUAACGUCUCUUCCCAGUCCCGGCUCGGAGCGGUUGACUCCUCUCCAGCUAGAAUUCCGAGCCGGGUGUCCGAGGAACCUACGACUGAAUUAUCCGAGACUCCUCCGGCACCGGCCGAAAGCCCAGCUGCGAAAAGUCUCGAGGACGAGAGCGCACCGAAGGCGACCGUCAGCGGCCCUCAGCUGGAGCCUGUCUCGUUCGUCCCUGAGCCGAGUCGCGCAGAUCCCGAACCGACCAAGAAGGAAAAGACAAAGGCGGAUGAGACCCAUCCCAUCCCACACCCGCCAGAAACGAAGCAUAGCGAAUCCUUCUUCCAAGUCUCUCCGCCCCCGACGCCAACCAAGGAUCUCACACUCUUUCUGCAAUACAGGUCCAAGGUGAAGAAGAUUAUGCUGCCCGAGGGGAGGGACGAGCUUUCGAUUGGGCGGUUGCAGCUCGCCUUUAUCGAAAAAUUCUCGUGGAGUACCCAACAUAAUGGGGCAGACUUGCCUGAGAUAUAUAUACAAGACCCUGUGUCGGGUGUGCGGCACGAGCUGGAAGACCUUUCCGACGUCAAAGACCGGACUGUCCUCGUCUUGAACGUGGAGCCCUUGGACGAAGUCAAGAGACAUAUUGACGACGGUAUGUCGGCCCUCACCAAAAUCAGAGUCUCGGAUCGACAGCAAGAGGCGGCCGGCGAACUGGCUCGGCUAGCCACAGUCCAGCCGACAGUGAUGGCAGCAGGGGACGGCUCCAAGGCCCUAACCGCACCAGGUCGGAAGCUCCGUGCAGAUCAUCUCGGCGAACUGAAGAACCUCAAACGAGAUCUCGCGAUUAUGCGCCAGACAUACUCGAACUUUCAGUCCGAGAUUCAAAGCUCAAUGUCCUCGAUUCGCAGCAAGGCCGCCAACGUCAAGACAGCAGCUGCCAAGGCGGCAAUACCGGACAUGGAAGGCGAUGCUGGCUUCUCGUACGUCACGGGUGGGCGAAAGCAGCUCAGCACGGACUCGGACCGACUCGUUGGUAAAGUGGACGACCUUCAAGACUUGGUGGAGGAUCUUCGUAAGGACGUGGUGCACCGUGGCGUGCGACCCUUGCCGCGACAGCUCGAGGGCGUGGCAAAGGAUAUCACGGGGCUCACCAAGGAGCUCAAGCGGAUGGAGGACUAUAUGAAGCAAGAGAAGCCCAUCUGGACCAAGAUUUGGGAAAAGGAGCUUGAGGACGUAUGUCAGGGCCGCGACGAGCUCCGCCUCAUGGAGGACCUGCUGGUAGACCUGCGAGACGACUUGGAAAAGGCCGGCGAGACGUUUACGCUCGUCGAGCAGGCCACCAAGGAGCAAAACAAGGACAACGGCACGGGGGCGAGCGCGGGGUCGGCGCGGCAGUUCUCCAAGGGCCUCAACAGCCUUGGCAACAGCUCGGACCAGAGCGCGGCCAAGGAGGACGUGCUGGGCGAGGUGCGGGCGCUGCAGCCCAACCAUGAGGACCGGCUCGAGGCGAUUGAGCGCGCCGAGAAGCUGCGGCAGAAGGAGCUUGAGGGCCGGCGGGGCAACGCGCUGCAGCGCGAGAUCUCGACGUUUGUCGACCAGGGCAAGCUCAAGAAGUCGGGCGGCUUCGAGGAGGUGGAGCGCGCGCGCAAGGCAAAGGACGAGCGCAUCCGCCGCGAGGUCUGGGAGCGCCAGAACGGCAUCGUGCCCGAGGAUCCCGUCGGCGAGGACGGCGAGGACGACGACGCGCUGCCCGACGACGAGGAUGAGCUCGACGCCGCAGAGGCCGAAGCGGAGGCCGUCGAGGCCGAGGAGGCAGAGGAAGCGGAAGCGGAAGCCGCAGAGGCGGCCGCGGAAAAGGAGGAGGAGGAGGAGGGUGCCGACCCAGCAGUGGCGGACGAGAAAGCACCCGUGCCGGCGCCCGAGGAAGCUUGA
Molecule: messenger RNA, 3048 nt
Organism: Hirsutella rhossiliensis
Lineage: Eukaryota; Fungi; Ascomycota; Sordariomycetes; Hypocreales; Ophiocordycipitaceae
Product: actin interacting protein 3 domain-containing protein
Exons: 3
Coding region: 1-3048 (1015 amino acids)
Biological process (GO): establishment of cell polarity
Cellular component (GO): cell tip; cytoplasm
Molecular function (GO): cytoskeletal regulatory protein binding
Source: RefSeq, a predicted model, not a curated record